Molecule: messenger RNA, 1023 nt
Organism: Penicillium griseofulvum
Lineage: Eukaryota; Fungi; Ascomycota; Eurotiomycetes; Eurotiales; Aspergillaceae
Product: DUF3712 domain-containing protein
Exons: 4
Coding region: 1-1023 (340 amino acids)
Cellular component (GO): fungal-type vacuole membrane
Source: RefSeq, a predicted model, not a curated record
AUGUCGAAGCCCGAAGUCGUAGAGGUGGAAUCCCACAUUAGCCCACCAGCAAAGAAGAGCUUCGGUGCACGUUUCGUUGCCCAUUACAAGAAAUGGUGGUGGGCUCACUUGAUUGUGUUCAUUGCCGUUUUCCUACUGAUCUUCCUGCCCGUUACCUACGUCGCCUACCCCAAGAUCGCCCAAGAUGGAAUCAACGACUCGACCCUCGAAAUCAAGGAGAUGAUCAUCACUAACCCAACACCUGAAGCCUUCACCCUCGAGCAGACCCAAGUCAUCGGCUCAGACAGCCCCUGGCACCCCAAGAUCUUCGAGUUCGAUUCCGACGUCUCCCUGGCCGGCGCCGAGAAGCCUUUCUCCCGCGUCACCGUUCCUUCCGUGCAGUCCAAGGAUGGCGCCGAGAUCCACUUCAAGCAGACCGUUGCUCUAACCGACGCCAAGGCGUUCGAGGAUUACACCACCGCCGUGAUGUUGAACGAGGAGAUUUCCUUGAAUAUCUUCGGAAAGCCCGAUUUGAAGCAGGGUGGUCUUCCCACUACUCAGGUUACUUAUAACAAGACCGUUGCUAUGAAGGGUCUGAAUGGAUUGAAGGGCUUUGACGUCCCCGAGUUCUUCAUCGUUUACCCACCCAAGAACAAAAUCGGAAUGAACGGAACCGCCAUCCUCCCCAAUCCCUCCGUCAUGACCAUCACAAUGGGCAACGUAACCCUCGACCUCUCGCUUGCCGGAAAACACAUUGGACAAACCUACCUAAAUAACCUCGUCCUCAAGCCCGGCAUGAACGAGGUCCCAAUGCUCGGCGAAGUCGACCAAGGAUACAUCAUCAGUCUGCUGAUGUCAAAGAAGAACCCCUACAAAGAUGGAAUUCUUCCCUUCGACAUCUCCGGAAACUCGACUAAAUACAACGGCAAGGAACUGCCGUACUUCACUGCGGCGCUGGCGGCCAAUAAGUUGUCCAUUAAGUUGGAUGUUAAGUCUGCGCUCAAGGUUGCCGGUGUUGAUCUUGAUAAGAUGAAGUCGUCUUAA